Messenger RNA from Diversispora eburnea, 354 nucleotides. The record is from the annotation of a GenBank genome assembly. NCBI's taxonomy places the organism in Eukaryota, Fungi, Glomeromycota, Glomeromycetes, Diversisporales, Diversisporaceae.
AUGUCAGAAUUUUGGGCUUCACUUUCCCGUGAUCUAGGAAAUGCUCUUGAGGAUUCGGAUGAUUACAAUGUUUUGAUUAAUGCUGCAAAAUUGGGUAGAGUUCUUCCAUCUUUCGCUUCUUACGCGAUUAAUGAUUCUCAAAUUAAUGGACCAUGUUUUGGUGAUGGUGAUUUAUGGAUGACUGAUCAAUUUAAUACAUUAGGAUCUUGUUCAUGUAAUAAAGAAUCUUAUGAACAAAGUGUGGGUGAUAUGUUUCAUAGAGAGUCUUGGGAUUCUUGGAAUGGAAAGAAUGGUACUUUUGCGGUAGAAGAUUAUGAAGUAUUUCAGGUGAUCAAGAAGAAAAGGAAUGAAUAA